This is a messenger RNA of Angiostrongylus costaricensis, 270 nucleotides long. The record is from the annotation of a GenBank genome assembly. NCBI's taxonomy places the organism in Eukaryota, Metazoa, Nematoda, Chromadorea, Rhabditida, Metastrongylidae.
AUGAUGCAUAAGGAAACGGAUAUUCUGGGAAUUCUGGUAUAUUAUGUGCUGGUGCCUCUAAAAUGCGUUGUCGUUUUUGUGCUUCGAAGAGACGUUAGCCACGUGUUUUCGCAAAUCGUAUAUUUGCAUGCAAUGGAUUCCCUUCGUCGUGAGCAAGCAAUCAUUCUAAAAAAUCCUGAGUUAUUGGAAAGCUUACGUGAGGUUGUCGUAGGUCUUUACCGUGACAGAAGCUUCCACAACAUUGUUCCUUUCGGAGACGUGGUUCUAUGA